GGCGGCGCUCCGGAGCAGGCUGGGCCGCGGGCCGCGUCGCCUCUGUCGGAGCGGAGCGGAGCCGAAGCGGGACCCGGAGCCCGAGCAGCCGCCGUCAUGGCGAUCAAAUUUCUGGAAGUCAUCAAGCCCUUCUGUGUCAUCCUGCCGGAAAUCCAGAAGCCGGAGAGGAAGAUUCAGUUUAAGGAGAAGGUGCUGUGGACUGCUAUCACCCUCUUUAUCUUCUUAGUAUGCUGUCAGAUCCCCCUGUUUGGUAUCAUGUCUUCCGAUUCAGCUGACCCUUUCUACUGGAUAAGAGUGAUUCUAGCCUCUAACAGAGGCACGUUGAUGGAGCUGGGUAUCUCUCCCAUUGUCACCUCUGGCCUCAUCAUGCAGCUCUUGGCUGGCGCCAAGAUAAUUGAAGUUGGUGACACCCCAAAAGACCGAGCCCUCUUCAACGGAGCCCAAAAAUUGUUUGGAAUGAUCAUUACCAUCGGCCAGUCUAUCGUGUAUGUGAUGACAGGAAUGUACGGGGAUCCUUCUGAAAUGGGUGCUGGAAUCUGCCUGUUAAUCACGAUACAGCUCUUUGUUGCUGGCUUAAUUGUCCUACUUUUGGAUGAACUUCUGCAAAAAGGAUACGGCCUGGGCUCUGGUAUCUCCCUCUUCAUCGCCACGAACAUUUGCGAGACCAUCGUGUGGAAGGCGUUCAGCCCCACCACUGUCAACACUGGCCGAGGAAUGGAAUUUGAAGGCGCCAUCAUCGCCCUGUUCCAUCUCCUGGCCACACGCACCGACAAGGUCCGCGCCCUCCGGGAGGCCUUCUACCGCCAGAACCUGCCCAACCUCAUGAAUCUGAUCGCCACCAUCUUCGUCUUCGCAGUGGUCAUUUACUUCCAGGGCUUCCGAGUGGACCUGCCCAUCAAGUCUGCCCGUUACCGAGGCCAGUACAACACCUACCCGAUCAAGCUCUUUUACACCUCCAACAUCCCCAUCAUCCUGCAGUCAGCCCUGGUGUCCAACCUGUACGUCAUCUCCCAGAUGCUGUCUGCCCGCUUCAGUGGCAACCUGCUUGUCAGCCUGCUGGGCACCUGGUCGGAUACUUCUUCCGGGGGCCCAGCCCGUGCUUAUCCUGUUGGUGGCCUUUGCUAUUACCUGUCCCCUCCAGAGUCUUUCGGCUCCGUGCUAGAAGAUCCCGUCCACGCUGUCGUGUACAUAGUGUUCAUGCUGGGCUCCUGCGCCUUCUUCUCCAAAACGUGGAUUGAGGUCUCAGGCUCCUCGGCCAAAGAUGUUGCAAAGCAGUUGAAGGAGCAGCAGAUGGUGAUGAGGGGCCACCGAGAGACUUCCAUGGUGCAUGAACUCAAUCGGUACAUCCCCACCGCCGCGGCCUUCGGUGGACUCUGCAUCGGGGCCCUCUCCGUCCUGGCUGACUUCCUGGGCGCCAUCGGUUCGGGAACUGGGAUCCUGCUCGCCGUCACCAUCAUCUACCAGUACUUUGAAAUCUUCGUCAAGGAGCAGAGCGAGGUCGGCAGCAUGGGGGCCCUUCUGUUCUGAGCCGCGUCCACCCAGGACCAGGGAGUGGAAUUGCUGAGGAAGGGGGAACAAGACACCUCACUGUGGGCGCGCUCAGGCAAGGGCGUGCUGCUUUGGCAUGUGGACUUUUGUUUCAUAAUGUUUUUGAAUUUCAUAUUCUUUCAUUCCACUUUGUAAAGUGCUGGAAAUUUUCCAAUUUGAGAUUUUGCUUUUUAUUCUGGCAUUGGCAAAAGAACUGUAGCGAGGUUGGUUCGGCUGACUGCCGGCGGUGGGGAUGGUGAACGAUGAUCCCCGAGCAUCCACGUAACUUUUGUUUUAACCUUUGCACCUUCUCAGUGCUGUGGGCGGCUGCCGUGGUCUCAGCUGUUCACCCACGAAGGGACUUGUUGGUUAGAAGCACAAACGAUUUUGAUAUCUCUCCAUGUGGCUGUGGCGGGCGGCGUGAGGCCAGGGGCACAUCGUGUGACUCUUGGUGGACGAGGGCGACUCACGUGAGUCCCCUUCACCAUCAGGGUUAGGGGCAUCUGGCUUAAAAUUGUUUCUCUGGAAGACGUAGAUGUUUUCUCUUCUGAAAGUAGUGUUUUGGGCAGAGCUUCUUCCAAAUGAGAGGGCUGCACUUCCCAGAGACACUCCUGGGCCACCUGUGAAUUUUUCUGCGUGUGCCUGUUGGCGUUUCCCGUCGACUGUUUCAGUCAGGCUUCGAGGCUGAGAAGAAAGCGUUGGCUGGGCUCUGCCCUCUCUGUCUUCAGUUAGCUUGUGUCUGGUGGGGGGAGGUCGGGAAUUGUCUGCCCUCCGAAGUUGUGCCUGGUCGGGUCAGGCAGGCAGAGAGGACGUGAAGGGAUACCCGUCUCUUCGCUUCUCCCCAUCGCCGCCCAGCCGGCCUCCCUGUGGGUCACUCGCGCCUCCACUGGCCCCUGACUGGGGCUCCACGGCAGGGCCUCGCAGGCGACAUCUCAGCUCACAGGCCGCCGCUCCUGUAGGAUGACGGCUUCCACUCAUAUUUUUAGGACUUUUUUAUUGUACUUAGGACCAAAUGCGAGUAAGUAAAUGACAAGAUGCCACUGAUCUCUCAACUUCCACCAGAAGAGGGGGCCGCAGGCCUGAGAUCUGUGGUGAAAUCAGGGUUAGAGAGCAUGGUUUUUGGUAAGUUGCUCCAGUGUUUGAUAUAAAAAGACUUCACAAUUAUGACUAAAAUAAAUUCUGUUCAAAAGAACAGGUGAUUAGAUCUUAGGACUUGAAACCUCUAAGGCCUUUAGCGAGACUGCCUGCAGGGUUCUCGCUGGAGCCGGGUUUGGGGGUGAGUGUGGCCCGUGGAGAGAGGUUCCCCACCAGCAGCGGGCACACAGUGGCCUUGAAGCACAGAGCCAUGGUCACAUCCAUAGAGGUGCCAAGUCAGGCCCUCUCUGAGUCAGGAGGGUGCUCCCAGGAGACCUCACUGGCAGUGCUAACCAGGAAGCAGACCAACCAAGGGACAAGAAGCGACUUGCCUAAAGCUACCCGGCCAGUCAGCAGCAGAACCAGGCUGGGCCUGGGGAGUCUGGGCGCACAGCCCGGGGAUACCACCACAUCACGCGUGGCCUUGUCAGACCCAGUCCUGCGCAGAGACCUGAGCCUCCCCCACCACGCCGUCUGCCCGGCCCUCCCGUGGCUGGGACAUCUCAGCCCUGGGCAGGCAGGGCAUCCUCCCCAGGCUCCUGGGCCCACUGGCAGUCUGUGCCCUUCAGCGGGGCCCUGUGCGGCUUGGGCUGUGAUCAGUGAUCACACGGUGGGGGCUGAGCUCGGCUUCCAGGGGACUGUCACUGUGGACGCCAAAAUGGCAUAACUGAGAUAAGGUGAAUAAGUGACAAAUAAAGCCAACUUUUUACAAGCCAGUCGGUCCUGUUCUCUUGGUUU
Messenger RNA from Talpa occidentalis (Iberian mole), 3399 nucleotides. RefSeq names its product SEC61 translocon subunit alpha 1 (gene SEC61A1). Gene Ontology annotation, cellular component: Sec61 translocon complex; membrane. The transcript is spliced from 12 exons. The record is from RefSeq and is a predicted model, not a curated record. Gene Ontology annotation, biological process: post-translational protein targeting to membrane, translocation; SRP-dependent cotranslational protein targeting to membrane, translocation. Gene Ontology annotation, molecular function: transmembrane protein transporter activity; ribosome binding; signal sequence receptor activity. Lineage: Eukaryota; Metazoa; Chordata; Mammalia; Eulipotyphla; Talpidae. The coding region runs from base 97 to 1527 and encodes 476 amino acids.